This is a messenger RNA of Oncorhynchus nerka (sockeye salmon), 4422 nucleotides long. RefSeq names its product metabotropic glutamate receptor 4-like. Gene Ontology annotation, molecular function: adenylate cyclase inhibiting G protein-coupled glutamate receptor activity. The transcript is spliced from 9 exons. Lineage: Eukaryota; Metazoa; Chordata; Actinopteri; Salmoniformes; Salmonidae. The coding region runs from base 103 to 2217 and encodes 704 amino acids. Gene Ontology annotation, cellular component: plasma membrane. The record is from RefSeq and is a predicted model, not a curated record. Gene Ontology annotation, biological process: G protein-coupled glutamate receptor signaling pathway; regulation of synaptic transmission, glutamatergic.
CCCCAGGUGAGUUAUGCCUCCACGGCUCCGGAGCUGAGCGAUAACACGCGCUAUGACUUCUUCUCCCGCGUCGUGCCUCCGGACACCUACCAGGCACAGGCAAUGGUGGACAUAGUCAAAGCCAUGCGCUGGAAUUAUGUCUCCACAGUAGCAUCGGAGGGCAACUAUGGAGAGAGUGGUGUGGACGCCUUCAUACAGAAGUCCCGCGAAGACGGAGGUGUGUGCAUCUCUCAGUCAGUGAAGAUACCACGGGAACCUAAGCUUGGAGAGUUUGACAAGGUAAUCCGUAGACUGUCAGAGAACCCCAACGCCCGGGUUGUCAUUCUCUUUGCCAACGAAGAUGACAUUAGGCGGAUUCUUCAAGCAGCUAAGAUGGCUAACCAGACAGGACAUUUUAUAUGGGUGGGGUCAGACAGCUGGGGGUCUAAGAUCUCCCCCAUCCUGAACCAGGAGGAGAUGGCAGAAGGGGCUGUCACGAUCCUACCUAAACGGCAGCCUAUCCGAGGGUUUGAUCGCUACUUCAUCAGCAGAACUUUGGACAACAACAGAAGAAAUAUUUGGUUUGCAGAGUUCUGGGAAAACAACUUCCAGUGCAAACUCAGUCGACACGCUCUGAAGAAAGGAUCCGGCAUCAAAAAGUGCACAAACCACGAGCGGAUCGGGAAGGACUCGUCCUAUGAGCAGGAGGGGAAGGUCCAGUUUGUGGUUGAUGCAGUUUACGCCAUGGCUCACGCGUUACACAACAUGCAUAAGGAGCUCUGUCCAGGGAAAGUGGGCCUCUGCUCUAAAAUGGAAACCAUCAAUGGAACCAUGUUGCUCAAGUUCAUUCGCAACGUCAACUUUACAGGAAUUGCGGGCACUCCAGUGAUCUUCAAUGUGAACGGAGAUGCCCCUGGUCGCUAUGAGAUCUAUCAGUACCAGAUGCAACACAACACCACAGAAUACAAGAUCAUCGGCCACUGGGCAGACCAGCUCCAUUUAGAAACUAAGGAGAUGCGGUGGCCUGGUGGGACAUGGCAGGUACCCCAGUCUAUCUGCAGUCAGCCCUGUCAUCCUGGGGAGAGGAUGAAAACAGUGAAGGGUGUCCCCUGCUGUUGGCACUGUGAGCGCUGUGAUGGCUACCAGUACCAGGCCGACACCUACAGCUGUAAGAUGUGCCGCUUUGACCUGCGGCCCAACGAGAACCACACCGCCUGUGAGGCCAUCCCGAUCAUCAAGCUGGAGUGGAGCUCCCCCUGGGCCGUCAUCCCCGUCCUCAUCGCUGUGCUGGGCAUCAUGGCCACCAUGUUUGUGGUGGCCACCUUCAUCCGCUACAAUGACACCCCCAUUGUGAAGGCGUCAGGGCGCGAACUCAGCUAUGUGCUGUUGACGGGCAUCUUCCUGUGCUACGCCACCACUUUCCUCAUGAUCUCAGCGCCUGACGUUGGAAUCUGUUCCCUCCGACGGAUCUUCCUAGGUCUGGGAAUGAGUAUUAGCUAUGCAGCGCUGCUCACCAAGACCAACCGUAUCUAUCGCAUCUUUGAGCAGGGCAAGAUGUCAGUGAGCGCCCCCAGGUUCAUCUCCCCAGCCUCCCAGCUGGUUAUCACCUUCAGCCUGAUCUCAGUGCAGCUCCUGGGGGUGUGCAUCUGGUUCGGUGUGGACCCAUCUCAGGCUAUCAUCGACUAUGAGGACCAGCGCACGUCCAACCCGGACAUGUCCCGCGGCGUGCUCAAAUGUGACAUCUCAGACCUUUCACUGAUCUGCCUGCUUGGCUUCAGCAUGCUGCUCAUGGUCACCUGUACAGUGUAUGCCAUCAAGACCCGGGGGGUGCCAGAGACCUUCAAUGAGGCCAAGCCCAUCGGCUUCACCAUGUACACCACCUGUAUCGUCUGGCUAGCUUUCAUACCCAUCUUCUUUGGGACUUCACACUCAACAGAAAAGAUGUACAUCCAGACCACGACUCUGACCAUUUCCGUGAGCCUGAGUGCCUCUGUGUCUCUGGGGAUGCUCUACAUGCCCAAGGUCUACGUGGUCCUCUUCCACCCGGAGCAGAACGUGCCCAAGCGCAAGCGCAGCCUCAAGGCUGUGGUCACCGCGGCCACCAUGUCCAACAAGUUCCCUACUAAGGGCGGCCUCCGGCCCAAUGGAGAGGCCAAGUCUGAGCUGUGUGAAAGCCUGGAGACACAAGCAUUGGCCUCCAAGCAGACAUACAUCAGCUACAGUAACCAUGCCAUCUAAGAAACAGACAGUGGAGACCCGGCUCAGAAGCUACGACCUGCGUGUGGAAUGAACGAACACCAGAACUGGAGCACCAAGAUGCAAAAGCAGUGGGACAUGGGGAGAAAGGAGAAUCAUCAUUCAACUUCUUGAACAGAUGUCACUAUUUUCAAGAGGACCAGUCAAUGCAAGGAUAUUGAAUGCCAAACAAAAGCAGUGGGGAGGCUCCUAGUGGGGCGGGGAGGUGCAGGUUUCAGGCAGAUAUGACAGUGAUGUCUCCCCAUCCCCUUUGUGACAUGUCACAGAGACAUCAGACAGUCACAUUUCCAAAUUAUAGUCAGUGUUUUCCUUCUGGAGUUUAUAGAACAGCUUUUCUCUUCUGAUGUUUUGUCUGAAUCUGAUGAACUCCCUGGCUAACUCCCUGACAAACACCCUGUUCUGUAGUGAAUUGAGUUUUCUCUCUGUGUGCAGUGGUGUUGUAUCUCUCUCUACCAGUGGUAAUGUGCAAUUAUUUGCUUCCCCUUCUUCUCUGCCCUUUCCAAUGAGGGUGAAAGGCUGAACACUAUCUAAUUAGUCAAUAAGACAAAUCUGUCAAAAGAAGUAUGUAUAAGCAGAUGAAAAGGCAUGUUAUUGCUGUGGGUUUGUCUUCGUUCAAGCCCCCAAAAAACAGAAUAUUAACCCUCAGGCUCUGUAGCAUUUACAUUAUGUUGUCAUCGUUUUAAUGAAGGUCAUAGUUGUGAAACAGAGAAAACAAAUAUGCAACUUUCCAACAUGGGAAUAUUCAUUGUUACAGCAUGGGUCCAGUAAAUGUUUCCUUACCAUCGUGGACAGUACAUAAAUAUAUCAGUGGGUUUUCCCAGAUGAUGGCUAUACCAUAUCUGACACCAUCUUUAUGGUCCUUGUGUACAGUCCUAGAGCAUGCCUGUGGGAGCAUAAUAUGUACCGUGCUGUGUUGUCAAAAUCUAUGGAAUGCAACAUGUGAGAGGAUUGCGGUUCAACAGUCCCAGUGGCGUUAUCAUUGUGGACUAUUACACAACGUGGUACUUUUUUGCAGAUGAACGGAAGAUAAAAAAAUACGAGAAACAGCCAUAAGAAUUAGCUAACAAGUAAAAGCAUUGUAUGUACUCCACAUCCUAUUUUUCUGUGAAAUACAGCCUCAACACUACAGCCCAUAGACAGCUGAAGGGCAAUGCUUCACUGCAUCCAACCUGGCAUCUUUACAUGUUAGACGAUCCUUUCAUGGCCUUGUUCCAUUAGAAUUUCUGAAGUUCCAUCUCAACAUGUGAAGAAUUUGGAAUCUGUACCAGAAAUGUUGAACAUAACAUAUAGGCAUUUGUUGGCAUGUUAGGUAAUGGUACAAAACACACUCUUUGGAACAUCAGCAGUGUUCACCAUCCUUCGUUAUGUUAUUGAAUCUUUUGCCAGGCACCUGUGAUUUCAGUAAAAGCGCUUGUUGCUUUCAUGUUACUCAGAGAGAGGAAGUCAUUCCAAAUCCACAAGUCAAUUAGCUUUAAGAGUAAGCCUACCCCUGCCAGGUCAACAGAGGAAACCACUGCGUAAAAAUAACAACAAACACAGCUCUCAUCUCCUUCUGUAUUGUGUCCUGGAUCCAAUGUUGUUAGUCAUACUGUGUUUUUAGUCUAAUUUCAUCAUUCCAUUUCUGGAAAUGUACUCGGCGUUAAUGUUCUAGUAUCAAAGCCAGUCACUUAAUAUAGUAAGAAAUAGAUUGGCAAGAUGCUGUGUCACAGCCAUUCAUAUCAUGAUGUGAAUAGCCAUUGGAGAAAUGAUCCAAUAAGCUCCAGAACGAAAACUACUGUAAAAAAAAAAAAAGGAAAUAAGUUUAUAAAUAAGAUUGGAGAGAGGACAACCCCGUCUGUUCAUUUAUGAUUCUCAGCUCUCUGCUUCAACAAAGAUCCCAGAUGUUGCAGCAAAAUAAAAUGUUUUGUAUUUUUCAUUGUUUAAAGAUAGUGUUGUCUGAUUGUUUUGUGUUUGUGAAUAUGAUGAUUUACUGCUUUAAGCCUCCAAUUCAUCUCAUCUUUUCCAACACUAUGUCCGUGUUGCAAAAUAGAGUGUGUAAGUGCUGAAUGGCAAGUUAAUGUACGUUAUUAAAAAUGGAUUGAUCAUGUCUGCUUUAUGUACUGACCUAUUAAAAAAGAACAAAAACAAAACAGAAAAAAUACAGUGCCUGGAUAUUUAUGAAUUAUCUAUAGAAAACAUGAAAAUGUG